Paramecium tetraurelia is the source of this 768-nucleotide messenger RNA. RefSeq lists its product as uncharacterized. NCBI's taxonomy places the organism in Eukaryota, Ciliophora, Oligohymenophorea, Peniculida, Parameciidae. The record is from RefSeq and is a predicted model, not a curated record. The transcript is spliced from 4 exons.
AUGGCAACAGGUGGGUAAAUUCUAAGGUACAAUGGUGGUACUUGCUACGCCAUGUGUUAAGAUGUAUUUUCAUGGUAUAACCCAUCAAUCUAAAUUUGUUGGAAGGGAUGUGAUUAUGCUACUGGUAGAAAGCAGAAGACAUGUGCAAAAGAUAUACAGCUGAAGCGAUGUGGACAAAAAAAGGAGAAUUAGAUAAUAUGGAAGACUUAAGAAUUCAUGCUGAUAUGUUCCCAGAAAACCCUAGAAAUAUUUAUAGAGCAUGUUUGGCUGGAGUUCGUAGAUAAAAAUAUUGAAUCAUAAUAGCAAAAUAUAAAAUAAUAUAUAGCAGUAUCAUAAGAUAAAUAAUUUUUAAUGUUGUCUUUUUAAUCCUUAAAUUCAAAAGAUAGCUUAGACGAAUUUCUACCUAUGUUUCAUAACAAAGACAAUAAAAAGGCUAUCUUAAAUCAAUAAGAAUAGAGUGUAAUCAAAUAUUUAAGACAAUUAGGAGUAAUCAUGAAAACAGAUCCGCUUAAAAAGCAACAAGAACAUUAUUAGUAAUAAUUAUUUAUGACCCUUAUUAGAUAAAUUAAAAUAGUUUAAGUAUUAGUUUCGCAACCUGAUAAUGAUGAUUAAGAUGUAGUAAACAUUUUAUCACCUAAUGAUGUAAGUCUUUUAAAAUAAAAUGUAAACGAACUUUGUACUUUUAAUAACAAAAUAAUCUUAAAUAAAAAAAGAGUAAAGCUAGAGUAAGAAAGAAAACAUUCUUUUGAGGACUUUGAUUUUCAGUGA